AUGUCGGUUUUCGCCGCUAUAGCGAAAUUUUUAUUUGUAUUAACGGUUUGUGAAGCGAUGACUAUGAAACAAAUAAAUUCUACGGGUAAAAUGAUGAGGAAGUCUUGUCAACCAAAAAAUAACGUAGAAGAUGCAAAAAUCGACCCAAUUAAUGAAGGCGUUUUUAUCGAGGAGAAGGAAGUAAUGUGUUACAUUGCUUGCAUUAUGAAAAUGGCAAAUGCGGUAAGUGAAUUUAUAAUCUUUUCUAAGUAA
Messenger RNA from Parnassius apollo (apollo), 252 nucleotides. The record is from the annotation of a GenBank genome assembly. Lineage: Eukaryota; Metazoa; Arthropoda; Insecta; Lepidoptera; Papilionidae.